Molecule: messenger RNA, 2194 nt
Organism: Vitrella brassicaformis
Lineage: Eukaryota; Vitrellaceae
Source: the annotation of a GenBank genome assembly
CGUGCAGCAGCCAUCUGUCAGUCCGUGAGGAGUUGGAUGCGAGUCGAUGUCUGUAUCCCAUCGAUAGGCAUCCAUCCAUUGGUCCGUCCAUUGGCGUCAAUGACACUUCCCAUACACGCACAUCCAUGCCGCCCAUAAACCCAUCCAGCCUCUGUCUAUUCUCUGCCACUCGCGUCUCCCGGCCACUAUCUCUCUGGCCACCAACCGAACAGACACACCUGUCGCUCACCGCCCCACUAUCUCCUUCUCUCUGUCAGCCAACCCAUCAGUCGACCGACAUAUCACAAUCACUCAAUCACUCCAAACCCCUCCCUCCCUCCCUCCCACCCACCCAUGUGCUACUACAACCAUGCAUCUCGUCUCCCCCAUCUUGCUGCUGCCCCGAUCGAUGAACCACUGCAUGACCAGGAGCCAUGCCUGCCGAUCAUCGACGGGCAGGGGGGGAACUACCAGUCGCUGCUCCAGGUAGGACACAGCUGACUGAUAGUUCCCAGGGUCGUUCAGUGGCUGGAUCACUUUCGGACCGCCGAGACGCGGCCGCGGGGCAGGAAACAGUGUGUCUCCUGGGGGCAGAUUCAGCUCCUGCCUUGUGCAAGGAGGCUUCAGGACGCACUUGCCGACGCCCAGCAAAGUCGCAUAGAGGGCCCGGCCCGCUCUCGUCCACAUGGACGGCUUCUCGGGCGUCUUCGGCGGCUUCCACAGCUGCGGGCGCCUCCCGAUGUGCGUCUUCUUGUGCAGACGGCUGGAGUGGGUGACGAGGGGUAGGAGGGAAGGGAAGGGGGGGUUGAUGACCGUCGCGCUGCCCACAGAUGCCCGCGGCUCGGGAAAGAGCUCAUCACCCGCCUCGGGCCCGACAGAGAUUGACCUGCUACUGCCGUUGUUCUCGGUCUCUUUCUUCUUCGCAUACCACACCAUCGAUAUCCGCCGCUGCACCUCAGGCAGUGAGAGGUGAGCUGCCGCCUCCUGACGAGACAUUAUCUUCGGCGCUGCCGCAUCGUCCCCAAUGGCCCACGUCUCUUUGUUGUCAGAGCACUUGGCCAGUGCCGUACAGUGGCCGCCAUUGACCUCCUCGUGUCCGUUGUCGUCCCUGUCAGGAUGGUGGAACUGGACGGCGAAUAGCUCGAAAGGGACGGGGCUGAUGACAGUGGGCAGCUCAAGUGUCAUGGGGGCCGAGAUGCGAAGGGGGCUGGGGUAUUGACGGUCUAUCGUCCCCCAGUUGGUGUAGUGGCACUGUGCGCGCUUCACCGACAGCGCCAGGACGUCCGCCGCAUCGUACAUCUGCUGUCUGCAAUAUAACCAAAGGAAACAAGCAAUGGAUGGAUGAAUGGCUGGAUGAAUGGAUAAACAUCGAUGGAUUUGUGUCAUAGGAGCACCCCGUCUUACUUGUAUGUGAUGCGACCUCCGCAGCCAGAGCACGGGCGCUGGCCUUCGGGCUUAUCAUCUUGCAGCAAGGUCGCCUGGAUGACCUCCGUGAGAUCCCACUCCUUGGACAAAUCCAUCACGUCAGUCACACCAACUUCCACCACCCUCUCCGUAGCCCCAACCGCUUCCCUCCCCUCGCCACACUGACACACCUUCUUCCUCAGAAGGGCACAUCCAAACACCGCCCCAAAUCGGGUCUCCUCCGAGACACCAGCCGUGCUCUCCUCACAUUCGAUAAUUUGCAGGAGAGCACGGAGGGUCUCAGCGGUGUCCUGCUCGCUCUGCAUAUCGAGGUCGUAGUCACUGCCCCAAAACUCGCCACGCGGCUUUUGAAGAUGAGAGAGCAGUGGCGCCAUAUCGAGAAGUGGGGGGCCCUGGCCGGCCGAUGAUGCGACGGUGAGGGUGGUUUCGAUGUCGAUGAACGCCUCUUUGAGGGUCUGCAGGGUGGCGGAGGCUUCACCAACGUUGCGCCUGCACGCCGACAGACAUGAGCACAAAUUGCAAUUGCAAUUGGAUGAAGCGAGGGGCAUGCCAUGCGAUGGCUCUCUCUCAGAGUCUCUCUCUUAUGCAGAGCCCCGUGCAUUGUGCAGCCCUUCUCUUGUUCAUCAACACCAACCUGGCAAGCAGAAAUGACCGCAAUGGAUUGCAGUUGUAGAGGCUGAAGAUAAGGCUGUUGAAAUGGCAGAUGACGCCGGAUUCAUUCCGAAGUCUGAAGGGCCCGCGGCCAUCCAUCGUGUGUGAGCAAUUUGGGGAAGGGGAGGGCUGGGGAGGG